GACCUGGCACCAGACCUGGCACUAGACCUGGCACCAGACCUGGCACCAGACCUGGCACUAGACCCUGGCACCAGAGCUUGGAAGGAGAUCUUGGCACAGGAGGUGUGGCGGGGCCAGGGUGUGGCGAGGCCAGGAGGCUUCCGGUCCCCACAUCUCACAUCCGGUUUCAAUGAAGCUCUUCCGGUGCCUCGACUGCUCUCUCUCUCUCUCUCUCUCGUUGUUGUUGUUAUAGAUUCAGCUACUCGGAACAAGUUCCAAGUAGCACGGGCUAUGGUGAGCCCGUAGCUUACUUGGCACAGGAGCAGGGCAAGUAGCACGGGCUAUGGUGAGCCCGUAGUGGACUUACCUGACACAGGAGCGGUGCUGUAACUCCCUCUCUGCGUAAUGUCUGUCGUGUGUGGGUGAUGGGGGAGAGGCAACCCGUCCUCCCUAUAGACAGUUAUAAUACUAAAGAGACGGUACAUUAAUGAACGGCAACGUUAGUUUAUUAAUACACUAGUUACCCCUUUACAUUUCUCUCUCCAAAUAAUCUCCCGAAACGGUGAAUUUGUUUUCUCUAAUGUAACUGGUAUGCAGUUUUCUUGUAAAGUUGCAUGAUACGGGCGAGGAUCAAUUAAAUAAACUAUUAUGGUAUGGGUAUUGCCCUGGGUAUAGAAGUCGGCUCAAAUGGAGAAAAGUUAGAUUAUAAAACAGUGAAAAGCGGAGUGUUCGAGAAAGUAUACAUUCUUGUUUUUAAUACAUGAAUUUAAAGCAAUAUUAGUCAAAUUGACGACUGAAUCACUGAAUGACACUGAAUCUGGGCGGGUAAGAAAUUAAAACGAAGAUAUAGCGACGUUAAAGACAAACUUUAAACUUUCAAAAUGCAACCGAAAAUUGGCAGAGGCAUUUCAAUAUUGACAAAUUUAACGUUCGAAGCCUAGGCAGGGGAAACCGAGGUACCGGAUAUCAACAAAAUAUUAAUGAAUUUGUUAAAUGUUUGAUAUAAUCAAAUGACGUACUGUGGUUUUUAUCCAUAAACAUUAAUAAAGAAAGUUCCAAUACGUGUGGGAGUGUCUGGAUCAAUAUAUGAGUAGGAGUGAUUGGAUACGAACUGGCUCGCAUGGUCCAAAACCCCCUGCUGCAGAUUUCUGUAUUAUUAUGCUCUUAAUUUAACAACAUUGACUUUGUCUAAAUACAACAGAAAAAGACCGAAUCUACGGUGAUGUUAAUGUUUCGUGUGCUAAUAUUUGUGUGUGUUGAUGUGCAAUUCAAACAGGAAAUUAUGUAAGUCCAAUUUACAAAGACUGAGAGGAUUCUUGUGGAUUUUUACACCAUAAAACGCUCCUGCGUGUGAAGUUUUGAACUGUGAAGGACUGCAGUGACAACCGGCAGGCAAUAGUGAUUAUUGUAGUAUUGGAAGACACGUGACACCAGAUGUAACGUCUGGGAGACACGUGACACCGGAUGUAACGUCUGGGAGACACGUGACACCGGAUGUAACGCCUGGGAGACACGUGACACCGGAUGUAACGUCUGGGAGACACGUGACACCGGAUGUAACGUCUGGAAGACACGUGACACCGGAUGUAACGUGUCAAGUGAGAGCAGCUGUGGUAUAAUGGUAGCAGCUGAGGAGACGAGGGAGUGUGGUUGGCGACGACCGAAAACCCGAACUGUUAUGCCACGGGCAACCAAUCACAAGGCGAAUGGGGGCGGGGCCACCAGCAACGGCUCCACCCCCUCCACGCCCAUUGGUCAAGGUCAACAAGUUUCAACCAAUCAGACGCCUUCUUCGCCGCCGGACAUGGCGUCCACUAAUAAAAAUAAAGCUAAAAAGGAAAAGGAAGCCAACAAGAAGAAAGGCCGCUCCAAAGAAGUGAUGAUUCAUGAACCUGCAGUGUUGAUUGAGGGUGUACUGUUCCGUGCACGCUACCUUGGCUCAACGCAGCUCGUCUCGGAAGGUCAGCCCACCAAGACCACACGGAUGAUGCAAGCCGAAGAGGCAGUUUCUCGUAUCAAGGAUGCAGAUGAUGAUAAGGAACUGCUGGCGGAAUGUAACGAUCCAGAGCCAUCCCCAGAGCCCCCACUCUCCCCAAGCCCCAAACAUUCACCUCUUCCCCAUCACUCUAUUAAUUCUCUACAUAUGCCAAGGGAGUUAGAAUCGUCCAAUGGCUUUUGCUCACCUAGGGAACAUUCACCCAGGAGUCAGAAUUCGCCAAGAACCUUGAAUUCUCCUAAAGAACCAAAAAUAUCCAAGUCCCUUGGCUCUCCAUUGGCUCAUGAAUCGGUUGCAGUUUCACCUCGAGUUGUUCAUUCACCCCGCCGAGGACAUGGGUGCUCCCACACUUCUCCUGAUAGCCAACCUGCACAUAAUAAUGCAUGGAAACAAUUACAUAGAAUGAGCCAAGGGGUUCCUGCAUGCCCUUAUAUGGCUGAUUUAAAUCUGGUACAUUCUAGUGUUCCUAUUGUGUCACCAUUGCCACCUGGUGUAUUAGAGGAGCCAAUUGGAAUUCGAGAUAAUAUAUUAAACAUCAUGGAAUCGAGUGAUGAGCCAUUAAAUGUGGAUGGAGAUGAUGAUGAUUAUGAAGAGGAAGAGGAGGAUGAAAUUGAAGAGGAAGAUGAAAGAGAGGAGCGGCAACAAGUUAUUACAGCAGAAAAUGAGGAAGAUGACGAUGGUGAGGAGGAUGAUGAUGUUGAGGAGGAGGAGGAGGAGGAGGACGACGACGAUGAUGACGACGAUGAUGAUGGUGAGGGAGGCAAAAAUGUAAGCCUUGAUAGUGAAGAUCAGUGCAUUGAGGUCCUUACAGUCAUCCCAGGAACAAGUGUGACUGCUCAAGAGAAUAGAGAAGCGCUGGAGAUUGAUGGAGGUGGAGGGAACUUGGACUGGGUCUCGGAGGAGGGUGGGGGACCAGGGCUUGGGCCUGCUGGCACUGUGUUCCACCUUCGUCUGGUGGGGUCCGUGGAUGUUGCGGAGGAGUCAGGUAAAGCACCUGCUCGGAAGACAACCACAUGUAAGCGGCCCAAGAAGGAUAUGGUUAUGGAGGCUGUAUCUCAUCUAAAGGCCCCAGAUGGUGAGUCACAGCCUAGCACAGAAGUGGACCUCUUUAUCUCAACAGAAAAGAUUAUGGUGCUCAAUACAGAUCUAAAAGAGAUAAUGAUGGACCAUGCGCUUCGUACCAUCUCCUACAUUGCCGACAUUGGUGACCUGGUUGUUCUUAUGGCACGAAGGAGAGUCUUGCCGACUGAUGAUGCUGGUAACAACAUUCAGAAGACUCCCAAGAUGAUCUGCCAUGUAUUUGAAAGUGACGAGGCACAAUUUAUAGCACAGAGCAUUGGUCAGGCUUUCCAAGUUGCAUACCUAGAAUUUUUGAAGGCUAAUGGAAUUGAAGAUCAUAGCUUUGUCAAAGAGAUGGACUAUCAAGAAGUCCUUAACUCUCAAGAAAUUUUUGGUGACGAGCUUCAGAUGUUUGCCAAGAAAGAACUACAGAAGGAGGAGCUAUAUGUCUCAAAAACGGUGGUGGUACCAAAGAUGAAGAGUGAGAUCCUGGGUGUUGUUGUUGUGGAAUCAGGAUGGGGAUCUAUGGUCCCGACCGUGGUAAUAGCUAACCUCUCCCCGACCGGUGCUGCCGCCAAGUGUGGCCAGCUCAAUAUUGGCGACCAAAUAAUUGCUAUUAAUGGUGUGUCACUAGUGGGUCUUCCACUUUCAACCUGCCAGAAUUAUAUAAAGAAUACCAAAUAUAAUACUGCAGUGAAGCUGACUGUAGUUCCUUGCCCGCCUGUGGUUGAGGUGAAGAUCCGAAGACCCGACACAAAAUACCAACUAGGAUUCUCUGUACAAAAUGGUGUAAUUUGCAGUUUAUUAAGAGGUGGCAUAGCAGAACGUGGUGGUGUUCGAGUUGGUCAUCGCAUUAUUGAUAUCAACAGUCAGUCGGUGGUUGCUGUUCCACAUGAGAAGAUAGUAAACCUUUUAGCUACUUCAGUUGGUGAGAUACGAAUGAAGACGAUGCCUACUUCAAUUUUCCGCCUUUUAACUGGCCAAGAAACUCCGCAGUAUAUAUAGUGCUUUUUAAUCUGUGCAGCUGUUAAAAUUGUAAGUACCACAGCUACUGUGAAGUGUAUGGGUGAACCCAGGGAGUGUAAGUUCUGCUGUUACCCAUUUAUUGCUUCUAUCAAAAUUGGAGACCUCAGUGUAAACAGCCUUCCUGAACAAAUAUACUUUGGCAGAGAAUGCUACUUUGACCUUUCUCUCCUAGCUCAAAGAACUGCAAAUGAUAAAGUCUCAUUCUACCCUGGUGAUAAAUGAGUGGCAGACAUUCUCAACUUUUUUAACAAUGUCAAAUGUGAAACAUGUUGUUGGUCUGGAAGUGGAGUACUGUAUAAAUGAAUGAGAUGAAAUAUUAGUCAUACAUUAUAUAUCAGCAUGUUUGGAUUAAGGCAUUGUUUCUUGUCCUGAAUGUAUGGAGGUAAGAUAUUACAUUUUAUAUAUCAGUAUAAGUAAAGUGUUACUUUGAUUAUUAUGAAGGUAAAUAAUUUUGACAGUGAUCUCUGGGCAACACGUCAGGCGAACAAAUAUGUAGUGCUCAUUGCUUUCCAAAUGAAUUUUGUUAACCUUUAUUCUUUUGCAAUGUUUUAUAGUUCUGGGCAAAAAAUUGUGACAAAACCUAAUAAAUGUGCAUUAAAUACAUAAUCAAUUUUGUUUUCAAAUGGGGGAAUUACUGUUCAUGGACAAUAUAGCAUAACACAAGGCAAGGAGCCAUGUCAAGAUACAUACUAUGUACUAAAAUGACUAUUGAAGCUUCUGGCUGUGCUUUGAUUACAUGGCAAACAAAAUGGCAUGAUCUUUUCAAUAACAUUGUGAUUUGAAGUGCAUUUAGGCUUUAGAAGUACAUUUAAAUGUGUAACUGGUUUUCCACUUGCAUAGACUAGAUAUUAUGUAAUUGAAAUGCCUUCAGAUGAAUUACUAUGGUAUCAUAGUUAGGACUAGCUACUACAAUAUAUAUGGUACCCCCUUUCAUUUAUACAUGUGGGUUUAAGAGAUUUAUCAGCCAUGUGGAUUCUUGCCAGUCAAGAGAUAACCGAGCAGAUCGCACAUGUUGAAGGCCGUGACGCUGCAAGAUAAAUCUUAACAUGUUGAAGAUUGAUUAAAGUUAAAGAAGUGUCAAAUUUAUCUUGAUCCCAGAUGACGGAAGGUAAUCCUCGUUACUGCUAAUUAAAUUGGCAGUCUCCGCAGUUAUGAGCGAGCAAUAUUAUGUUCACGUGGCUCGCUGUUAAUCUCUGAAAAUAGUCAUUAUAUGAGCCUUGUGGAGAUAAUAUACAGGACUCGUAUUUGCUAAUGAAUUCCAUAAUCCUCAAAUAUGUAAGUUAAAGUUAGUCAUAUUUUCACAGUCACUGCACAAGUAUAUUUUAGUUCAAAGUGUGACUUUGCUUCAAUCCAGGGAAUACUCAGAAGAACUGGCAUAGUAGUGUGUGAAAAUGUCACCAGAGCAUAUAAAUGUAUAUUAUUGCAACUGAUUUUACUUUGCCAUCAGUUGAAGGUAAUGACAAGAAACUUCCUCAUAUAAUUCCCUCUAUUUACUAAUAAACCUUAAGUUUAUAUAGAGGAGCAUAUCAUUAAAGAGUUAUAAACCCUUGCAGGACUCGUACCUUAUUUGCCCUUGAGCUCGUCAUUAUAAUAAAGAGUUCAGUGGACCACUGGAAGAUAUUGAUGAGCCACAUUUGCCUUCAUGCUUAUUUACAUAUACUCUAUAACCAUUUAUGCUUUGAAAGUCUUUCUAUAAUGGUCGGAAGAAGAUUUUGAUCCAAUGAAAGAACCCUCAAAAAUGUAAAGUUGAAAUUGUAAUUUAAGUAAGUUUAUGCUUGUUAAAAGUAAAUGAUGUGACACAUGCAAAUAAUCCUUAAAGUGGAGACUUGUGUAGUGCAGCAAGCAUAAAAGCUCUGAUAUGCAGGUUGCCAUUAUGUUCCAGUGACCCAUGGCGUUGUGUACUGUGUUGCCUUUGUGCCUGAUACGGAAGAGCAAGUCAAGUGUACAGUGUAUAUGUGAGUCUCGUAACAAUAAAUUUGUGAUGGUAGGGAAACCUCUGUACAGUAUAUAUAUAUAUAUAAAUAUAUAUAGUGCUAUCAGGUUUGUCUUAUUUUUAUUAUAACUAGGCCAGACAGGAGUAAGUAGCCUUACCCACGUUCAAUAUUUAUAAUGUCCACAUUGUGUUCUGUAUGUAGUUUUUCCUCAAGUUAUUGCGAAUAAUUCUUGCAUUUUGAGUACUUAAGCUGCUAGCUCAGUGCUUUUGAUGUGGAAACUGUUCCUUAUGACUUGAAAUAUAUCACUAAUUCUUUAAAAAGAUAUAUAUAUAUCACACUCUUAAGUGGAGAUAUUCUCUGCUCGCUUCAUUAUUUGUGACUUGGCCAAAUAUUUUAAGAUCUACUUGGUAUAUCUAUGGAUGUACAUUUCCUUACUCUGCGAGGAAAGCAAAUAAAAUUGCCUUGAUAUUCCAACUCAUAAAGUUAUUGGUCAAAAUUAUAUGUGAAAAAGUGAACAUAUAACAUGAUGGCAGUUUGGUUAUUUCUACACUUGCAAAUCAUUUAAUUGAAGACAAAAAGAGGUAGCUGCUUUGUGAUUCCUGAAUAUUGACUUUUGUUCCAUUAUCUGUGAUUAUAUGAGCAGUUGUCAUGACAAGGCUAAAUUUCCUCAUGUAGAAAAUACAAAGAAGCUGUACAUAAAUCCCAUGGGGGGUCUUGUAUUUGGUGAUCACAUUACAAAAGCAACCAAAGUCAAUGUUUAUACGUAAACCAAACAAAAUGUAUACAAAUUCUUGUCAACCUGUGAAUAAAUCACUUUCAUAUAUCAUCUGGAAACUGUGUCUUAUAUGUAAGAGAGAGUGUAAGGUCACACACAGCGGACUUUUGCAAUUGCACAACACCAAAUUUUAAGAGUUGAUAGUUUAAAACAAAAUAAUGCACUGCAGGUAAGUCAUGCAAUAUUUUUUUUUUAGAACUGCCUCCUCAAUAUAAAUUGCUUACCUUACACUCUGUCUUUCUACGAACUCAUAGGAGCAUUUCUAACCAUCACACAUGAAAGUAAGGUUGUAGGAGGCAAGGGGUACAUAGACAUUCUUGCAGCACAAGCCUUUUUCAAGCUUAGCCAAUGACACAUGACACUAUAAUGUAUAUACAUAUAUAUAUUUAUUUUAUUGUUUUUUCCCCGGCUCGGUUUGCUUACAGCAGAUAAGUCACCAAAGCUUACUAUUGACCCAAGACCAUAUUGCUUAAGUCUGUGACUGUUUAUGGCAGACCAUACACAGGCUUUGCCAUUGAUAUGUAUCUAAGCACCUAAAACCUUUUAAGUAUGCUGUGUGAUGGUGAACUAUAUGUAUUUGAAAAGGAGAGAAAAGAUAUGAAAGCCAGAAAUGAGAUGAGUCAAAACAUUAGGAAAACUACUAUGAUGUCACCAUGUUGUGUGCCAUAUGUACUGAAGUCUGUUCUGCCAGUCAGUUCUUAAUAAAAUGGUUGUUAAACACUUCA
Molecule: messenger RNA, 7494 nt
Organism: Procambarus clarkii (red swamp crayfish)
Lineage: Eukaryota; Metazoa; Arthropoda; Malacostraca; Decapoda; Cambaridae
Source: RefSeq, a predicted model, not a curated record